Tachyglossus aculeatus (Australian echidna) is the source of this 1772-nucleotide messenger RNA. It is a transcript of the gene HGD, whose product is annotated as homogentisate 1,2-dioxygenase. NCBI's taxonomy places the organism in Eukaryota, Metazoa, Chordata, Mammalia, Monotremata, Tachyglossidae. Gene Ontology annotation, molecular function: homogentisate 1,2-dioxygenase activity. The record is from RefSeq and is a predicted model, not a curated record. The transcript has 14 exons. The coding region runs from base 235 to 1572 and encodes 445 amino acids. Gene Ontology annotation, biological process: L-phenylalanine catabolic process. Gene Ontology annotation, cellular component: cytoplasm.
GCUGUGUAAACAAGUGGCCAUCAGGAAGGGUGGACUUUCUCACCUGCUGGAUGGGCAGUUUGGAAAUCCCUCCCGGCGGUGAGGCCGUGUCCUACGGCUUGGGAAGGAGAGGCCGAGGAGGAGAAAGAAGAGGGAACCCCGCAGCUUGGAGAGGCCGGAAGAGGCUCGGGUGGAGCUCGGUCCUUCGGGAAGGAGAGAAUCGGGGAAGGGGUCACCCCCUGAGGAAGAAGCAGAAUGGCUGGACUGAAGUACAUGUCCGGGUUUGGGAACGAGUUCACAUCCGAGGAUCCCCGCUGUCCCGGAGCUCUGCCGGAGGGUCAGAAUAGCCCUCAGGUGUGUCCCUACGGCCUGUACGCCGAGCAGCUGUCGGGGUCGGCGUUCACUUGCCCCCGGAGCUCCAACAAGAGAAGCUGGCUCUACAGAAUCCUCCCUUCCGUCUGCCACAAGCCCUUCGAGCCCGCCGACCAGGGCCACCUGACGCACCGCUGGGAUGAGGUCGGCCCCGACCCCAACCAGCUCCGAUGGAACCCGUUUGAGAUCCCGAAGGUCUCUCAGAAGAAGGUGGAUUUUGUGGCUGGGCUGCACACCUUGUGUGGAGCCGGUGACAUCAAGUCCAACUCCGGGAUUGCAAUCCACAUCUUCACCUGCAACUCCUCCAUGGGGGACAAAUGUUUCUACAACUCCGAUGGAGAUUUCCUGAUUGUGCCGCAGCAGGGUGAACUGCUUAUUUACACCGAGUUUGGGAAGAUCCUGGUGGAGCCCAAGGAAAUCUGUGUGAUUCAGAGAGGCAUGCGCUUCAGCGUGGACGUGUCCCAGGAGACCAGGGGCUACAUCCUGGAGGUCUACGGGAUCCACUUCGAGCUGCCCGACUUGGGACCCAUCGGUGCCAACGGGCUGGCCAACCCCCGGGACUUCCUGGUGCCCGUGGCCUGGUACGAAGAUCGCCAAGUGUCCGGCGGCUACACGGUGCUCAACAAAUACCAGGGCCGCCUCUUUGCGUCCAAGCAGGCGUCCUCCCCCUUCAAUGUGGUGGCCUGGCACGGAAACUACACGCCCUACAAGUACGGCCUGGACCGCUUCAUGGUCAUCAACAGCGUGUCCUUCGACCACGCGGACCCCUCCAUUUUCACGGUGCUGACCGCCAAGUCCCUCCGGCCCGGCGUGGCCGUGGCCGACUUUGUCAUCUUCCCGCCCCGCUGGGGGGUCGCCGACCACACGUUCCGGCCUCCUUACUACCAUAGGAACUGCAUGAGCGAGUUCGUGGGCCUCAUCUGCGGGCAGUACGAGGCCAAGCAGAAGGGGUUCCUGCCCGGGGGCUGCAGCCUGCACGGCGCCAUGACCCCGCAUGGGCCGGACGCCCAUUGCUUCGAGCGGGCCACCGAGGCCGGGCUGGAGCCCGAGAGGGUGGCCCACGGCACCAUGGCCUUCAUGUUUGAGUCAUCCCUCAACAUGGCAGUCACCCCGUGGGGCCUCACGGCCAGCGGCUGCCUGGACGCGAACUACAGGAAGUGCUGGGAGCCGCUCCGCAGCCACUUCACGCCCAGCGCCAGGGACGCCGCCCCUCGCAAGUAGCCCCGGGGGUCCUCCGUCCUCAUCGCCCCCCACCCCCAGAAGUCGCCUAGAAAAGCCGCGGGCCGCGACCGGGAGCUGGAUGCUAAAGGGGGUCUAAAUCGUAAACUCGUGUCUAGUAGCUGUGUUAUUCUGUCUUCUCCCAAGGGCUUAGUACAGUGCUCUGUGCACAGUGAGUGCUCAAUAAAUGCCACUGAUUGGAA